AUGCAGUCAAGACCACUGGUGCCGGAAAGCGAUCGAUAUGGCAUUCUCAGCGGCUUCAAUCCCAGUAAACAGGUCCUGAAAGCCGGCACAAAGAUCGCCGCACCAUUCCUCGAGCUUCCUAUCGAAAUCGUCUUCGACAAAGAUGUCGCAGUGACCCUGCGCGACGGCACGGUGACAUAUGUUGAUUUGUUUCGCCCGGUGAGCGAUGAAGCAAUUCCCGUGAUCGUCGCGUUUAGUCCUUACGGGAAAGGACAAGGCACUUCCUCGAGCGCAAGGGGUGUCUUCAGACUCGUCGGUCUCAAAGACCAAAUUGUCUCCGGCCUCGAAAAGUUUGAAGGUCCGGAUCCAGCGUACUGGUGUGCUCAUGGUUACGCAAUCUGCAAUCCGGACAUUCGCGGUGUCGCUGAAUCACAAGGUGACAGCGUACUUUGGGACCGCCAGGAGGGUCGCGACGCAUAUGAUCUUGUGGAGUGGCUAGGCUUGCAAGAAUGGUGCAAUGGUAAGGUCGCAAUGAGCGGCACGUCUUAUCUCGCUGCAUCGCAGUGGUUUACUGCCGCGGAACAGCCGCCACAUCUCGCUGCGAUCAACCCAUGGGAAGGCAUGAGUGACACUUACCGCGAUCUCGUCAUGCGCGGAGGCAUACCAGAUCAUGGCUUCGCCAAGCAACUCCGCGACUAUUCAUUCUGGGGCCAUGGACAGAAGGAGGAUAUCAUCGCCGAGGCUGAUCAAUAUCCGCUCAUGAAUAAGCUCUGGGCCGAGAAAAUCCCAGCAUACAGCAAGAUUACAGUGCCUGCUUAUGUAGUUGCAAGCUAUUCGAAUUCUCUACACACACAAGGCACAUUCCGAGCAUGGCGACGCAUGACGUCCGGACAGAAAUGGCUACGAAUUCACAAUUCGCAAGAGUGGCCGGACUACUAUGACGAGCGUAACCGCGAAGAUCUAAGAUGCUUCUUCGACCACUUCUUACUUGACCGCAACAAUAGCUGGGAAGCCACUUCACCUGUGCGUUACUCGCUACUCGACCUGCAGGGCGGUGAUGAGGUUGACAUCGCUGCGCAAGAAUUCCCACCGGCGGGAGUCCUCUUAACCAAAUACUACCUCAACGCAUCAUCCCGGACACUCGAUAUGUCGCCGUCGACACAUGAGUCGUCAGUCCAGUAUGUCGUGGGAGGGACCCCAGGUCGUGUCUCAUUUGUAUUCCGCUUUGAGAAGAUGACCACGUUGGUCGGCUACCCCAAAGCGCACCUGCGGGUAGGAGUAGACGGCGCGGACGACAUGGACCUUUUCGUCCUCGCGCAGAAGCUCGACCAGUUCGGCACUCCACUUGCGCAAUUCACUGUCCCCAAUCAAGGCGCCAUGCUUCAGGACGCAACCGAGUGCGGUGGGUCGAUUCUCCGCUACCGCGGUUCUGACGGACGACUCCGUGUGUCGCUUCGGCAACUCGAUGAAAUGCUGUCCACUCCCGAAAUCCCAGCGCACACAUUCGAUAAAUCACAAAAGCUCGUUGCCGGCGAAGUUGUAGACGUCGAGAUUGACAUGAUGCCGAUCGGACUCUCCUUUCGCCCAGGUGAACAGCUGCGGUUCGUGAUCAGCGGCACAAGCUUGCUGGGAUCGAUGAUGCCUGGCAUGCCGCAGUACACUUCACCGUUCACCGGCCGACAUAUCAUUUAUACGGGUGGCGACAAUCUAUUAAUAUAA
This is a messenger RNA of Recurvomyces mirabilis, 1698 nucleotides long. RefSeq lists its product as uncharacterized. The record is from RefSeq and is a predicted model, not a curated record. NCBI's taxonomy places the organism in Eukaryota, Fungi, Ascomycota, Dothideomycetes, Mycosphaerellales, Teratosphaeriaceae. Gene Ontology annotation, molecular function: dipeptidyl-peptidase activity. The transcript is spliced from 2 exons. Bases 1 to 1698 code for a protein of 565 amino acids.